This is a messenger RNA of Punica granatum (pomegranate), 1031 nucleotides long. Lineage: Eukaryota; Viridiplantae; Streptophyta; Magnoliopsida; Myrtales; Lythraceae. The record is from RefSeq and is a predicted model, not a curated record.
GGAAAAGGAUCCCACAUUUCUCUCGCGUCCACCUCAUGUCUCUCUUUCUGAGCCAUUGAUUAUCUAAGGAAUGUGACAGAAGGGAAGGAGGAGGCAAACAGCAAAUUUGCAUGAGUCCAUUAACUCAAAGAUUUUAUCUGUCUUCCAAAAACAAACCAGCGAAUUCCAAUAUAAACUCCACACUUUAUCAUCAAAAAUCCUCUCUCUCUCUCUCUCUCUCUCUCUCUCUGGUCGCGGUAAUUAACACGAUGUCUUUUGCCGGAACGACCCAGAAGUGCAAUGCCUGCGACAACACGGUGUACCUGGUCGAUAAACUGACCGCUAACAACAGGGUCUACCAUAAGGCGUGCUUCCGGUGCCACCACUGCAGGGGGACCCUCAAGCUCAGCAACUUUAAUUCCUUCGAGGGGGUCCUGUACUGCAGACCACAUUUCGAUCAGCUCUUCAAACGCACCGGCAGUUUGGCCAAGAGUUUCGAAGGUACACCAAAGGUCCCAAAACCUGAAAGACCUGCUGACAACGUGAUUCCUUCCACGAAGGAUGUCUCGAACAUGUUUGCUGGAACCAGGGAUAAGUGCAUGGGCUGUACCAAGACCGUCUACCCAAUUGAGAAGGUUACGGUGAAUGGGACUCCGUACCACAGGAGCUGCUUCAAGUGUACCCAUGGAGGCUGCACUAUCAGCCCGUCGAACUAUAUAGCACACGAGGGGAAGCUCUAUUGCAAGCACCACCACAUUCAGCUGUUCAAGGAGAAAGGAAACUACAGUCAGCUCGAGAAUGAUAAGACCAGCUUGGAGGUUGCAAAGGCAAUGAUCCCAAUGGAGGUUGCCGCCGAAUCGUAAAAGAGCUCCCCUGAUUACCCUGUUCCAUCGAUUGUUGAUGCUGGUUGAAAUUCGAUAUGCUCAAAAGAAAUUUGUCAUAGCGUUCUUUAGUCAGUUCCUGCACUCUUUCAUACUAAUGUAAGCUCAGCAUAAAGCAAAGACGAGAGGAAAAUAAAUUCAAUCUAAGCUCAAAACCCGAAUACUAGUCUA